Camelina sativa (false flax) is the source of this 2561-nucleotide messenger RNA. RefSeq names its product U-box domain-containing protein 13-like. Gene Ontology annotation, molecular function: ubiquitin-protein transferase activity; protein binding. The record is from RefSeq and is a predicted model, not a curated record. Gene Ontology annotation, biological process: protein ubiquitination; cell surface receptor signaling pathway. NCBI's taxonomy places the organism in Eukaryota, Viridiplantae, Streptophyta, Magnoliopsida, Brassicales, Brassicaceae.
AAGUCCUCGUCUUCUCUCUCUCUCUCUCUCUCUCUCUCUCUCUCUCUCUUUCUCAGAAAUCUCUCUCUCUUUCGCACUUCUGCAAAUGGUUCUCUUCUUCGUUUAAGCUCGAAUCUCGCCACUUAGAUUCCAAAACGGGAAAGAUCUCUCCACCUUAUUUGGAAGAAGAAGAAGAAAAGCUUCACCAAUAUAUACAGACUAGAUCGGAUCCAUAAAUCGGAAGUUUUUUUUUUUUUUAUAAAAAAGAAUCAAUAAAAAUGGAGGAAGAGAAAGCUACUGCUGCGCAGAGCUUAAUCGAUGUAGUUAACGAGAUUGCGGCGAUUUCCGAUUACAGGAUUACGGUGAAGAAGCUUUGUUAUAAUCUAGCGAGGAGAUUGAAGCUGCUUGUUCCUAUGUUUGAGGAAAUUAGAGAAAGCAACGAGCCGAUCAGCGAAGUUACUUUGGCUAAUUUGGUUGGUUUGAAAGAAGCGAUGAGUUCUGCUAAGGAUUAUCUCAAAUUCUGCAGCGAAGGGAGCAAGAUUUAUCUGGUCAUGGAGAGGGAACAAGUGACAAGUAAAUUGCUGGAGGUGUGUGUUAAGUUAGAACAGUCUUUGAGCCAGAUUCAGUAUGAGGAUCUCGACAUUUCGGAUGAAGUUAGAGAACAGGUUGAGCUGGUUCUCAGCCAGUUUAGGCGAGCGAAAGGAAGAGUAGAUGUAUCAGAUGAUGAACUAUAUGAAGAUCUUCAGUUGCUGUGUAAUAAAAGUAGUGAUGUAGAUUCUUAUCAGCCUGCCCUAGAGCGGGUUGCAAAGAAGUUACAUCUUAUGGAGAUUCCUGACCUAGCUCAAGAAUCAGUGGCUCUGCAUGAAAUGGUUGCUUCGAGCGGUGGAGACGUCGGUGCAAACAUUGAGGAGAUGGCAAUGAUUCUGAAGAUGAUUAAGGAUUUUGUGCAGACUGAGGAUGACAACGGCGAGGAGCAGAAACUAGGGGUUAACUCGAGAAACAAUGGACAAACUUCUACGGUAGCAAGUCAGAAGAUACCCGUGAUUCCUGAUGAUUUCCGCUGUCCGAUAUCGCUGGAAAUGAUGAGGGAUCCAGUUAUUGUUUCAUCAGGGCAGACCUACGAACGCACCUGUAUUGAGAAGUGGAUAGAAGGUGGACAUUCAACAUGUCCAAAAACACAGCAGGCGCUAACAAGUACAACCCUCACACCAAACUAUGUUCUCCGUAGUCUCAUAGCUCAGUGGUGCGAGGCCAACGAUAUUGAGCCUCCAAAGCCACCAAGCAGUUACAGACCUAGAAAAGUAUCGUCAUUCUCGUCUCCAGCAGAAGCAAACAAGAUCGAAGAUCUAAUGUGGAGACUCGCUUACGGAAACCCCGAGGACCAACGGUCUGCAGCUGGAGAAAUCCGCCUUCUUGCAAAACGAAAUGCAGACAACCGCGUGGCCAUAGCUGAAGCUGGAGCCAUACCUCUUCUCGUAGGCCUACUCUCAACUCCUGAUUCUCGUAUCCAAGAACAUUCAGUAACAGCUCUUUUAAACCUCUCCAUAUGUGAGAACAACAAAGGAGCCAUUGUUUCUGCUGGAGCUAUUCCUGGUAUAGUUCAAGUACUCAAGAAAGGAAGCAUGGAAGCCAGAGAGAAUGCGGCGGCUACACUUUUCAGUCUAUCAGUGAUUGAUGAAAACAAAGUGACUAUCGGUGCCUUGGGAGCGAUUCCCCCACUCGUUGUACUGCUUAAUGAAGGUACACAAAGAGGCAAGAAAGAUGCCGCUACUGCACUCUUUAACCUUUGCAUAUACCAAGGAAACAAAGGAAAAGCCAUACGUGCAGGAGUGAUUCCCACGUUGACCAGACUCUUGACAGAGCCUGGAAGCGGAAUGGUUGACGAGGCGCUUGCAAUUUUGGCCAUUCUCUCUAGCCAUCCCGAAGGGAAGGCAAUCAUAGGAUCCUCUGAUGCAGUCCCGAGUCUAGUUGCGUUCAUUAGAACUGGCACGCCUAGAAACAAAGAGAACGCAGCUGCGGUUCUAGUCCACCUCUGUUCUGGAGACCCACAACAUCUUGUCGAAGCACAGAAACUUGGCCUUAUGGGUCCAUUGAUAGAUUUAGCUGAAAAUGGGACAGAUAGAGGGAAACGAAAAGCAGCACAAUUACUUGAACGCAUCAGCCGUCUCCCUGAACAGCAGAAGGAAAUGGCACAGUCACAAACCGAAGAAGCUGCUGAACCAGCAUCCACUACAGAAGCUACUGAUACUUAAAAAAGAUUGUUCUUUGUUUUGGUGCUCUGGUCAUCCCUUCUACGUACGUAUGUUUAUUAUUCUCACUUUUCUUUUUCCGCUACUCGAUCCUCCCUCGAGGUAGGCUUCACUGUAGAUGCAGAAGAGGAAAGAUGGCCUCCUCCUCCGAUCUAUUUUUUUUUUUUUAACUUUAUGGUGAUACCUUUGCGUGGACGGAGCAAUCCGGUUCACAGGAGAGGAAAGCAAAUAUGCAUACAUACACGUCAACUUGUAUCAUUGUAACAUUUUAUGUUUGUAAUCAUUUCCACGAGGUUUUUUGUUUUCAAUACAAGAAGAUCUCUGUUCACACCA